AUGCUGCCUACUUGUGGCACCAGGCGGCAGAGCCUCAUCGUCCUCGCCGUGUUUGCCAUUCUGCUCUGCUCUUUGUUCUACAAUCACAAUGACCUGCACGUGCCGCGACUGCUCGUCGACUCGAGGUUCGUCCCGAAACCACACGAGCGGCUACCUCUGCUACCGGUAGCAAAGGAGGACCUUCAGAAAGUGCACGUCCUGCUUCCCGCGCCAAGUCGCGACGUGAGCACAUGCAAGACCUUGCUCUCAGCAACGGUUAUGGGGUAUCCGAUACCCCAUAUCCUCGGCCAUGGCGAGGGCGAACAUGACGAGACCCUCAUCGGCGGCGGCCGUCAUCUGUCCAAGAUCGAAAAGACUCUCGAGUGGCUCUCCUCGCAACCCCCCGAGCACGCCUCCGACACGGUCGUCGUCGUCGAUGCCUACGGCGCGUUCAACCACCACCCGUCGAACCCGACCGCGCACGCCACAGGCGAGGCCUGGUUUCAGCUCCCCCUCGACGUGCUCCUCAAGCGCUACCGCGGCAUCCUCGAAUCGUCCAACCGCCGCCUCGCGGAGCGGAUGGGCGUCGCCUUUGAAAAGGAGCAUGACAUUCGACAGCGCGUCGUCUUUGGCGCCGACAAGAUGUGCACCCCGGCCGACCCCGCGAGCGUCGCCUGCUACCCCAUCCCCGAGAGUCCCCUGCCCAAGGAGAUGUACGGCGUGUGGACGGAGGACAUGCGCCUCAACCACACGACACACCUCCACCGCUACCUGAGCGCCAACUUCAUCGUCGGCUCCGUCGAGGACGUGACCCGCGUCUUCACCCGCGCCAGCCAGAAGAUCGACCUGGCGCGCAACAGCACCAACGGCGCGUACGCCAUCAGCGGCAGCGACCAGGCCGUCUUCCAGCACAUGUUUGGCGAGCAGGAGUACCGACGCGAAGCGCUCCGUCGUCGCCACCACGGCGGACCCGCGGACCUCUCCGUCGUCGAGGGCGUCCUCGUCCACAACCCCCUGAACCCGACCUUCCCGCACGAGGUCCCGGACACGAUCAGCAGCCUCCCCGACCUGGGCAUCGCGGUCGACUACUGGGCCGACCUGGCCGUGCAGACAGAUCUCCACGAGGACGACGGUCGCUGGCUGACGUACGGGCACGACAUUCCCUCGCAGCUCAUCGGACGACGAGCAGGUCUCUGCGUGUCCCAGGUCGACGGCGCCCUACCCCUGGACCUACUCAACACCACGACCCGUCUUCCGCGCGCCAUCGUCUCGGACGCCGCGCUCUGGAGCCCCGCGCGCGGCUGGGACGAGAUGCCGCUCUACUCGAACCUCUGCCUCGAUACCAUCCCCGUCGUCGUCAACCACAACGGACCGCAGGAGGACCGCCACCGCGACUGGCCCGAGAUGUGGAUGCAGCCGCACGCUCGCCGCAUUCUCGACGGUCUCAUGAAGAAGACCGAGGAGGAAGGUCGCUACGAGAUCGCUGGCGGCGCGUACAUUGACUGGGAGUACACCGGCUGGGAGCAGCUCUGUCCCGCUGGGUUCGAGUCGGAGCUGUAUCGAGAGACGGCGUUCUUGGGGGAGCAGUCGUGA
Molecule: messenger RNA, 1572 nt
Organism: Emericellopsis cladophorae
Lineage: Eukaryota; Fungi; Ascomycota; Sordariomycetes; Hypocreales; Bionectriaceae
Exons: 3
Coding region: 1-1572 (523 amino acids)
Source: RefSeq, a predicted model, not a curated record